Molecule: messenger RNA, 1194 nt
Organism: Papaver somniferum (opium poppy)
Lineage: Eukaryota; Viridiplantae; Streptophyta; Magnoliopsida; Ranunculales; Papaveraceae
Exons: 2
Coding region: 98-982 (294 amino acids)
Molecular function (GO): S-adenosylmethionine-dependent methyltransferase activity
Source: RefSeq, a predicted model, not a curated record
ACCAAAAUGCCAACAAGAGCAACAACAUCCAUACUACCACAAAACACUUAUCUCUCUAUCUAGCUUCCAGUAACUGUGAAAAUUUCAUGAUACAGUAAUGCCUAUGUUCAUCACUCACGCAAAUCUCAAGCUAUGUUACCACGCAUAUUCUCCAAACCAACACCAGGAUAAAUUAUGGAUGAGAGACCCAAUUCAUCAUCACCGUGGCAGAAUCAAAAUAACGUCUUUAUCGUCUUCAAACCCGGAAAAUGAGAACUCGUCGCCUGCAGGAAAAAUCAAACGACUUGUUCUUACUAAAGAAGGGAGAACAAAACUAAACGUUACACCGGACAGAGAAUUUUAUGCGUACCCACGUUUUGUAACGCAUGUUGACAACGGAUUCAUAGCAACACUAACAGAUUUAUACAGAGAAAAGUUAAGACCAGGGUGGGAAGUACUUGAUAUUAUGAGUUCAUGGGUUAGUCACUUACCUAAAGAAAUUGAGUUCAAGAAGGUGGUUGGACAUGGACUUAACUCUCAAGAGCUAGCUAAGAACCCAAGAUUGGAUUAUUUCUUUGUCAAAGAUUUAAAUCAGAAUCAAGAAUUUGAAAUGGAGAAAUGCAGUUUUGAUGCUGUCUUGUGCACUGUGAGUGUACAGUAUCUUCAACAGCCUGAGAAGGUUUUUGCGGAAGUUUUUCGAGUGUUAAAGCCUGGAGGAGUGUUCAUUGUGAGCUUCAGUAAUAGGUUGUUCUAUGAGAAAGCAAUUGGGGCGUGGAGAGAAGGAUCUGGUUAUAGUCGUGUUCAACUUGUUGUUCAGUAUUUCCAAUCUGUUGAAGGGUUUACACAACCGGAGGUUAUCCGGAAAAUCGGUGGUGGUGAUCCAGCUGAACAGAAAUCAAAUUUUAUGGGUCAGAUAAUGAAGUUGUUGGGAGCAUUAUCAUCCUCUUCAGACCCUUUCUAUGCGGUAGUAGCUUAUAAGAAUUUUAAACCCAUUUAUGAGUAAAUUGUGUGCAUUACUAAACAGGAGGGCCCUGUUGUCUAAGCAGAGAAAAAAAAUCGGAACUGUAAAUGGUGCGAUAUACAAAACAUGAAGCAAAAAUAAAAACAAGUUGAAUCUGCUACGAUUCUGAAUGCCAUACAUACAUUUUAUGAGGUUUCUUGUAAUAAGUACACUUUGGUUAUCUGCACGAAUUCCAGCCAUUAUCUUAUAAAUUA